GCCCAAGCACAGCCCCCAUCAUCCAACUGGCACAGCCCCCAACAUCCAACUGGCACAGCCCCCUUCAUCCAACUGGCAGAGCCUCCAUUAUCCAACUGGCACAGCCCCCAUCAUCCAACUGGCACAGCCCCAAUCAUCCAACUGGCAAAGUCCCCAUCUUCCAGCUGGCACAGCCCCCAUCAUCAAACUGGCACAGCCCCCAUCAUCCAACUGGCACAGCCUCCAUCAUCCAACUGGCACAGCCCCCAUCAUCCAACUGGCACAGCCUCCAUUAUCCAACUGGCACAGCCCCAUCAUCCAACUGGCACAUCCCCAUCAUCCAGCUGGCACAGCCCCAUCAUCCAACUCAUCCAACUGGCACAGCCCCCAUCAUCCACUGGCAGCCCCCAUUAUCCAACUGGCACAGCCCCAUCAUCCAACUGGCACCCCCAUCAUCCAACUGGCACAGCCUCCAUUAUCCAACUCCAGCCCCAUCAUCCAACUGGCACAGCCCCCAUCAUCCAACUGGCACAGCCCCAUCAUCCAACUGGCACAGCCCCCAUCAUCCAACUGGCACAGCCCCAUCAUCCAACUGGCACAGCCCCCAUCCAACUCAUCCAACUGGCACAGCCCCAUCAUCCAACUGGCACAGCCCCAUUAUCCAACUGGCACAGCCCCCAUCAUCCAACUGGCACAGCCCCAUCAUCCACUGGCACAUCCAUCAUCCAACUGGCACAGCCCCAUCAUCCAACUGGCACAGCCCCCAUCAUCCAACUGGCACAGCCCCCAUUAUCCAACUGGCACAGCCCCCAUCAUCCAACUGCACAGCCACAUCCAACUGGCACAUCAUCCAACUGGCACAGCAUCCAACUCCCCAUCAUCCAACUGGCACAGCCCCCAUCCAACUGGCACAUCCAACUGGCACAGCCCCCAUCCCCAUCAUCCAACUGGCACAGCCCCAUCAUCCAACUGGCACCCAUCAUCCAACUGGCACAGCCCCAUCAUCCAACACAGGCAUCAUCCAGCACCCCAUCAUCCAACUGGCACAGCCCCAUCAUCCAACUGGCACAGCCCCCAUCAUCCAACUGGCACAGUCCCCAUCCAUCCAGCUGGCACAGCCACAGCCAUCAUCCAACUGGCACAGCCCCCAUCAUCCAUCUGGCAGCCCCAUCAUCCAACUGGCACAGCCCCCAUCAUCCAACUGGCACAGCCCCAUCAUCCAACUGGCACAGCCUCCAUCAUCCAACUGGCACAGCCCCCAUCAUCCAACUGGCACAUCCCCAUCAUCCAGCUGGCACAGCCCCCAUAUCCAACUGGCACAGCCCCAUCAUCCAACUGGCCAGCCCCCAUUCAUCCAACUGGCACAGCCCCCAUCAUCCAACUGGCACAGCCCCCAUCAUCCAACUGGCACAGCCUCCAUUAUCCAACUGGCACAGCCCCCAUCAUCCAACUGGCACAGCCUCCAUCAUCCAACUGGCACAGCCCCCAUCAUCCAACUGGCACAGCCCCCAUCAUCCAACUGGCACAGCCCCCAUCAUCCAACUGGCACAGCCCCCAUCAUCCAACUGGCACAGCCCCCAACUGGCACAGCCUCCAUCAUCCAACUGGCACAGCCCCCAUCAUCCAACUGGCACAGCCUCCAUCAUCCAACUGGCACAGCCCCAGCCCCAUCAUCCAACUGGCACAGCCCCAUCAUCCAACUGGCACAGCCCCCCCAUCAUCCAACUGGCACAGCCCCCAUCUUCCAACCACAGCCCCAUCAUCCAACUGGCACAGUCCCCAUCUUCCAGCUGACACAGCCCCCAUCAUCCAACUGGCACAGCCCCCCAUCCAGCUGGCACAGCCCCCAUCCAUCAUCCAGCACCCCAUUAUCCAACUGGCACAGCCCCAAUCAUCCAUCAUUCCAACUGGCACAGCCCCCAUCUUCCCACAUCUUCCAGCUGACACAGCCCCCAUCAUCCAACUGGCACAGCCCCCAUCUUCCAGCUGGCACAGCCCCCAUCUUCCAGCUGGCACAGCCCCCAUCAUCCAGCUGACACAGCCUCCAUCAUCCAGCUGA
Oncorhynchus tshawytscha (Chinook salmon) is the source of this 2038-nucleotide messenger RNA. Its product is annotated as proline-rich protein 36-like. The record is from RefSeq and is a predicted model, not a curated record. The transcript has a single exon. Lineage: Eukaryota; Metazoa; Chordata; Actinopteri; Salmoniformes; Salmonidae. The annotation marks the transcript as partial.